AUGGGAUAUGAAUCCCAAGUGAGGGCAAAAAAACGACAUAGAAUUACUGUGGUAUGCACUAAUUGCAAAAAAAGGAAAAGUAAAUGCGAUCGAACAAAACCAUGUGGAACAUGCGUACGACUGGGAGAUAUGGACAGCUGUGUCUAUUUCACUGAUAGCUCUGGACAACCAGAAACCAGUUCCACUUUGAAUGAUAUUGAGCCUCUGAGGAAACAAACAAGCCCUCUGGAACGAAUAAGUCCAGGGUUCACUAAGAAAAGAAGAUCCUCACCGCCAAGGCAAAAUGAAGGUUACUGGCAAAGAGCACAGGAACUCGGAAGGCGAUCAUCAGGGUAUUAUCUACCGGUUUAUGAAGAAACUCCAUUUUUUAUUGACCUAGUCCCUAAUGGGUUUUAUUUAGAAACCAAGAGAUCUGCUGAUAAUUUAUUUGGUCUCUUCACGGAUAGAGCAAUUGAAAACCGUGAUCCUUAUCUGCAAGCAAUGGUAACAUUUAGAAGUAUCGCAAUCAAAAAAAUGAUGGGUAAAUUAGGAAACAAUGGCAAUAAUGUGAAAAACGGAAGCUUGCCUAAAUCUUUUGAGGCUUUAUCCACUUUCGAUGCUGAUGACGAACUUCAUAAUAGCAAUGAUAUUCUUGAUAAGGGCAAUAACUUCCGCAUGCAUCAGACGAUCCACAAGUCGUUGUUUAAUAAAUUUGCCCAAUACAGAGAAAAUAAUGCCACAAAAUUUAGCGAUAACUCUGAAGCUAUUUCAGCAAAGGACUAUUUGCCCCCUUUGAAAAUAUUAGAAAGAGAGGUUUUGGUCCUUUUUGAAGAAAAAAUUUACAACAUGAUACCGAUUUUUGAUAUGAAAAUUCUGCGUCAUGAAAUAACGGUUUUUUAUGAAAACGUAGUUGAUAAAGGGAAGCCAAUUUCAAUAAAGAAUUACGAUCAUAUGGUUUUCUGCAUAAUUUUGUUGAUCAUUAAAAUAUGCCGGCUUUCUGUCCAGUUUUCGAAACUAACGCCAUAUAUAUACCCGGUCCUCCAAGAAAUUGAUACAUCCAAGUUUUUAGCUCUUGUUAAACACUAUUUGUUUGAAACGAAGGUUCUCAGAAAAUGUAACCUGUUACAAUUGCAAUGUUUAAUAUUACUAAGGUUCUUACACUGGUGUGCUCCUGAAGAUGGCGAUGGAGCUGAGACUCAAUAUUGUCAAGUAUUAAUGGGAACAAUAAUAUCAUCGUGUAAAGAAAUGGGCAUUAAUUGGUAUUGCUUUUCUCAUCCCGAAAAAUAUUCAUUUAAAAUAAACCGAUGUACAAGACCCUCGUACGAUAUAAUGAAACCUAGUGAUUAUAUAUCAGUUUUCAGAAAGAUAUGGAGCUACGUUCUAUUUUGGGACAGGAAGAUGUGUUUUAUCAGUGGUGAAGAAUGUCAAAUUGGGAAAACCUUGCAGUGUCAUUUCAAAGAAGAAGUAUAUUCAGCCACAUCGUACAUGCGAAUGUUACCACUGGAUAGCCUGAUGAAAAAGAUAAACGAUACGCUGAACGAUGACCCAGGAAAUGUAGAUUUGAACUUAUUACGCCUACUAAUAAGCGAUUUGAAAAGAAACUUUCACAUUCUAAAAAACUUGUCAAGAGAUCAGAAAGAAACAAGGGGCCAUUUUAAUUUUGAAAUGGAAUGGAUUAUUGAUUUAUUCUCAUUGAGUUUAUUGCACGGAGAAAUGAUCUUUUAUGAAUAUGACUGCAAUAUUACAGAAUUUUACAAGAGUUUCCAAGAUUUGUGGGAUAUGAUCAUUCAUAUUUCACAGAAGUGCCAUGAUUACUUUUUUAACAGUGAUGCCUUAGAGGUAGAUUCAUUGGCCAAGUUUUAUACUAAUCGAAUUGUGGAAAUUGUUGCCAACAAAGUUUUGGUCAUUGUUCCGGCAUUCAUUCUGAGGGCAGACCGCAUCAAAACAAUUCAGUAUGCUGACAAAAAGAAGAUGGUGGAAUUUCUUUAUGGAGUCUCUUCUGUGUAUUUUAACGAAUUUGGCUUUGAGUACUAUCGUUGUUUCAGAAAAAUGUUCACAGCCAAAAUAACCUACAAGAUUUUGAAUCGCUCAUGUGAAAAAGAUGCAUGGAGAAUCAUCCUAAAAUUUUUGCUGAACGAAUUAGCACUAGAAGACAACGGUGACAGUUGUAUGGAUUACAAAGAUAUGAGAUUAAAGGACAUUUGUACAAUGAUAUUGGAAUUUCAGGAGACAGUACAAAAAUAUGAUGGAUAUAGGCCAGAUAUUCUAAGUAUAUGGAACAACGAGUUUUAUCCCAUAGGUAAAUACAACGAUGAUAUGACGGGUUUUAAUUUUCAGAUGCGUAUAAAAGAAAUGCAGGAGUUCUUGGAUAUAGAAAAAUAUUCGGACAAGUUUAAUAUUUUUUCAUCCUUCUAUGACCACGCCAGUUCACAAUUAGCCAAACAUACGGAAGCAGAUACCAAUGUUAGCAUCGGCAAUGAACAAGUAGCUGAAACUCCGCAAAAGGAACCAGUGCAUCAACCUGUAGCACCGGCUUUGCCUGUCAAUGAUUUAAUUGUCUCUGAGUUUGACGUGAUUAAAGAUAUUUUUGAUCCUGUGGAUUUCGUAUCGUUUUUUUAA
Saccharomyces paradoxus is the source of this 2598-nucleotide messenger RNA. It is a transcript of the gene OAF3, whose product is annotated as Oaf3p. Bases 1 to 2598 code for a protein of 865 amino acids. Lineage: Eukaryota; Fungi; Ascomycota; Saccharomycetes; Saccharomycetales; Saccharomycetaceae. Gene Ontology annotation, molecular function: zinc ion binding; DNA-binding transcription factor activity, RNA polymerase II-specific. The transcript has a single exon. Gene Ontology annotation, biological process: positive regulation of transcription by RNA polymerase II. Gene Ontology annotation, cellular component: nucleus. The record is from RefSeq and is a predicted model, not a curated record.